AUGUCGGGCAAUGACACAUAUCAGACACCGCUGGCUUCGCGCUAUGCAAGCUCUGAGAUGAAAACUCUUUUCUCAGCCCGUACUAGAUCAUCGACUUGGAGACAGCUCUGGGUUUGGCUGGCUGAGGCAGAGAGAGAGCUUGGUUUGCCAAUUUCCGAGGAAGCUAUCGCGCAGAUGAAGGCAAAUGUGACAUUCACUGAUAAUGAUUUCAUUGUGGCUGCUGAGGAGGAGAAGAAGCGUCGACAUGAUGUUAUGGCUCAUGUUCAUGCUUUUGGUCUGGUUGCACCAGCUGCUGCUGGGAUUAUUCACUGGGGGGCUACGUCCUGCUAUGUUACUGACAAUGCCGAUUUAAUUUUCUUGAGAAAUGGAUUGGAUAUCAUAUUACCAAAGCUUGCCGUUGUUGUGAACAGACUGGCGAAAUUUGCUGUCGAGUGGAAGGAUGAAGCUACUUUAGGUUACACCCAUGGCCAGCCAGCACAGCUCAUUACAGUCGGUCGUCGAGCUUGUCAGUGGAUUCAGGAUUUAUUGAUGGAUCUUGAAGACAUUGAGCGAGUCCGUAAGGAUCUCCGCUUCCGUGGUGCACAAGGAACAACUGGAACACAAGCCUCAUUCAUGGAAAUUUUCCAAGGCGACGGUACCAAGAUUGACAAGUUGAACGAGAUUCUCUGCCAGAAGGCUGGCUUCCCUAAUUGCUAUGCAAUUUCCACCCAAACAUAUUCAAGAAAGGUCGACUUAAGAGUCAUAAAUGCUUUGUCAGCUCUAGGCGCUACUGCUAUUCGCAUCACUACUGAUAUCCGCCAUCUUGCUGCUGAGAAGACGUUAGAGGAGCCAUUUGAGAAGGAUCAAAUAGGUUCUUCUGCGAUGGCAUACAAGCGUAACCCUAUGAGGUCAGAGCGAAUUGCCUCUCUUGGACGUUACUUGUCACACGUCAAUUCCCCUGUCUCGGAUACAUAUUCGUCGCAAUGGUACGAGCGGUCUCUCGAUGAUAGUGCAAUUCGUCGUAUCACCUUACCAGAGGCAUUCUUAGCUGCUGACGCAGUUCUGAUGACUCUGGAUAACGUUGCUAAUGGCCUUGUCGUGUACCCUGCGGUCAUCCGAAGCCGAGUUAUGGCUGAGCUCCCAUUCAUGGCCACCGAGAAUAUCAUCAUGAAGCUCGUCUCUAAGGGUGGCAAUCGCCAGGAAGCUCAUGAGGAGAUCCGAGUUCUCAGUCAUCAAGCUAGUGCUGUCGUCAAGAUCGAGGGCAAACCCAACGACCUCAUUGAGCGCAUCAAAGCUAAUCCUUUCUUCGACUCUAUCAAAAAUGAAAUCGACGAGAUGCUCGACCCCAAGAACUUCAUUGGUCGCUCUGCAGAGCAAUGUGUUCGCUACUGCCAGGACACCGAUGGAGAGGUACAGACUGCUCUUAAACCAUAUGAGAAGUACAUUGGUACAAGCAAAGCUGCUGAGUUGAGUGUUUAG
Cadophora gregata is the source of this 1458-nucleotide messenger RNA. It is a transcript of the gene ADE13, whose product is annotated as adenylosuccinase ade13. Gene Ontology annotation, molecular function: (S)-2-(5-amino-1-(5-phospho-D-ribosyl)imidazole-4-carboxamido) succinate lyase (fumarate-forming) activity; N6-(1,2-dicarboxyethyl)AMP AMP-lyase (fumarate-forming) activity. The record is from RefSeq and is a predicted model, not a curated record. Gene Ontology annotation, biological process: 'de novo' AMP biosynthetic process. The transcript is spliced from 14 exons. Gene Ontology annotation, cellular component: cytosol. Lineage: Eukaryota; Fungi; Ascomycota; Leotiomycetes; Helotiales; Ploettnerulaceae. The coding region runs from base 1 to 1458 and encodes 485 amino acids.